CUUUCAUCAUCAUCGUCGUCGCCAAGCAAUGGUUAUUACGCGCUUUACUCAAACAUAUCAUUUUUAGUAAGGAGAUGGGAAGCCGUGCAGUAUGCAUACAACAUGUGUCACCGCCGUGUUUUGAAGCCUCGCAAGUGAAGAGCAAAACAUUUAGACCCUUUUCUGUGAAUACUAGGAAGGAGAGAAGAAGCAAAGGCGUGAGAUGCAGAAGCAUAAGUGACUUCAUCGGAGGAGACCUGGUGAAGCUGGACAUUGGUCGUUGGCUUGAGGAUGUGGAAGGGCACAAGGCAAUCGCCAUCUACACUCCUCACGAGGGUGGCUACGAAGGUCGGUAUCUAAACCGUCUCAAAAGCCAAGGCUACUACUUUCUUGACAUCUCUGCUCGAGGGCUUGGUGACCCUGAGACCACCCUCCUCAACCCCUAUCCUGUUUGCCCUGCUCACCUUGGGAAACAGCCCAUAGCAAGGUGGUAUUAUCCACCAGAAGUUGACUACAGGCUCUCUGCUCUUCCCCCUAAUGCCAAGGGUCUUGUUGUAUGGGUCCUCGAAGCAAAGGUCCUCUCCAAGUCUGAACUUCAAUUUCUCGCUUUGCUUCCUUCUCUUCGUCCUAAUGUCAGGGUUAUUGCUGAAUGCGGAAACUGGAGAAAGUUCAUGUGGAAGCCCCUUGCGGAAAUUGCAAAUCUAGCUGCACAAGAGUAACUUCAUGAACUUAACCACCAGUGGAGCUUACCGUGUAUAGGUUUUCAUGAAUACAUCUCCUGCAAGUGUAGCAACAUUCACCACAUUGUAAAAUUUGAAAUUUGUGCUUGUCACUUGGUAAUAUAGUCCCUUUUAUCCCCA
Messenger RNA from Eutrema salsugineum, 839 nucleotides. Its product is annotated as NAD(P)H-quinone oxidoreductase subunit N, chloroplastic. NCBI's taxonomy places the organism in Eukaryota, Viridiplantae, Streptophyta, Magnoliopsida, Brassicales, Brassicaceae. Gene Ontology annotation, molecular function: oxidoreductase activity, acting on NAD(P)H, quinone or similar compound as acceptor. The transcript has 4 exons. Gene Ontology annotation, cellular component: membrane. The record is from RefSeq and is a predicted model, not a curated record. Bases 75 to 698 code for a protein of 207 amino acids.